AUGGCAACACGUCGUGAUAAGCGAAAUGGUAUGGUGUACCAUGCACGUGAUCGUUUGCUGAAGCGGCGCUUGCAGGAAUGGGAGGAGGAAUGUGCACGUGCUAGCCUUCCGCAAUCCACAACAAUGAGUAAGUGUAAUAUGGAAGCGGCGGUAAUGUCCAUCGGCGGAGGAAGUCUGUGGUACAGAGGUGUGGCUACAUGUUUGCAGCAAUAUUAUCGCAAUGUAAAACCUCCUGUCAAGGGUUUUGAGAUCGAUUUUUUUGUAGAUGGUAUGCCGCUCUACAAAAGCAGUCGGUCUCAGUUUUGGCCGAUUUUGAUGAAGGUUUUUAACGUGCCCGAUUCUCCCGUUAUGGUGGUGGCCAUAUUCUGUGGCGAAUCCAAACCACACUCCCUGGAGGAGUAUUUAAGGCGGUUUGUGGAGGAGAUGAACGAUCUUCAGACAAAUCAUUUGGCAAUUGGGCAGCAAUUAUAUUGGGUCUGUUUGCGAGCCAUCAUUGCCAAUGCACCAGCAAAAUCGUUUAUAAAAGGUGUGAAAGGCCAUACUUCAUACAGCGCUUGUCACAAAUGCACGGUGGAAGGGCAAAUGUGUGGGCACCGGAUGUAUUUCCCAUACAGUACAGAUACCCAAGAAAGGACUGAUGAAUUGUUCUGUGCUGGAAAGUACCCGGACCAUAUCAUCCGCCCUACUCCACUAUCCGACAUGAUAAACUGUGAUAUGAUUAUGGAUUUUGUGUUGGAUUGCAUGCACCUGAUUGAUAAAGGAGUGCUGGCAAAAAAAUGGACAUAUGGAUUAACGGCCAUCCAGAGGUGAAGUUUAAGCUGU
This is a messenger RNA of Anopheles arabiensis, 822 nucleotides long. RefSeq lists its product as uncharacterized. The record is from RefSeq and is a predicted model, not a curated record. Bases 1 to 810 code for a protein of 269 amino acids. NCBI's taxonomy places the organism in Eukaryota, Metazoa, Arthropoda, Insecta, Diptera, Culicidae. The transcript is spliced from 4 exons.